AUGAGCUCGGAGGUGUUAGUGUCCAGGCCGCACUUUGAUGGCAGACCGGUGGCGCAAGGAGUCCCGCAGGAAGAGCCUCCUGUGGACCCGGACAUCCCGCAGCCGUCCUCGGGUUCAGCCACCGCCGGGUACCGCUCUGCUAAAUACACCCCGGGGGAGUGGUUCUCCAACUACCACACCAUCCUCCAGCAGGCCGCCACCGACCGCGGGGAUGCGGAGAGGAUCCAGAGACACUCCAAAACUCUGAGCCAAGACACCGAGGCUCUGACUGCGCAGGCGCAGGCCGAGGGGACGCGUCUUCUGGGGGACAGACUACAACAGAUCCACUACUGGAAGUCUGAGCUGCAGCAGCACAUCCAGCAGCUGCAGGCCGACACUGACGCACUGGUGGCGCAAAAGACCCGCCUGGAGAGGGCGCUGGACGCAACUGAGAUCCCGUACGCCAUCUCCACAGACAAUCUGACCUGCAGAACUAGAAGACCAGGGCCAGAUCUGGUCCGAGACACUGUGGAGGAAGAGCUGCUGAAGGAAGUGGAUCUGAUCAAAAAUGUCCAGGCUCUUCUGAGGAGAACUACAGCUCAGGUGGUGAGUCAGAUAAAGUCGAACAGAGACGCAAAGAAGACUUUGGAGUUUGACUGGUCUGAUAAGUUUGAGGCCUACAGCUUUGAUGACCUCUGUGGACGGUACAAUAACAUGAGCCCAGACACAAAGCACCAUCCCAGCUCAGCCAAUAUGCAGGACCAGGUGUGUAAUCCUUCCUCGUGGACCAAGUUCACACAGGACAACCUGACCAAGGCCAUGCAGGAGGAACAUGCCAGCUUCAGUCUCCGGAUGCUGGUGGAGCGAGUGCUGCAGGACACCACCAGGGACCUUAGAGUCCAGUGCUCCAGUGUGGACCAGGCCUUCAGCCAGCGCUGUGAUGAGCUGAUAGAGGCCAAGACCCAGCUGGAGAUCCGGCACACAGAGAUCCUGGAUCAGAUCGGGGCCCAGGAGAGGAACAUUGUGGCUUUGCAGCAGGCCAUACACAAUAAAGAGGCUCCUCUGAGAGUGGCUCAGUCCAGACUUUACACCCGGACCCUCAGACCCAACAUGGAGCUCUGCAGAGAUGAUCCCCAGCUCAGUUUGGAGGCGGAGGAGAAGCAGAUUCAUGCCUCUGUGGCGUCGCUGCAGCAGCAGCUGAGCGAGGCCAGAGCAUCUCUGUCCUACCUGGAGGAGUCACGCAUGACCAUGGAGAAGGACAUAUCCUGUAAAACCCACUCACUCUUCAUCGACAGAGACAAGUGUAUGACCCAGCGUAAGCGCUAUCCAAAUGUGUCCACUCUGUCCGGAUACUGAGGAGAACCACAGCUCAGUAGUUUAGUGUGUUUUACAUUGGUGUCAAGGAGGUUUGCAUCAGCUUCGUGGUUUUUUUUCUUCUUCUCUUCUUAACACUUUGCAUGUUUCUUCACACCAUGGCCACUUCUAACAUUUCUGUAGCAUUGGCUCAGUGCUCCUGGAGUAUAUAAACCCAAACAGUCAUGUCUACUCUCCCUGGUGUAUUUAAGUGUGCAAACCCUGAUCAGGAAAUGUUUGGAUGUUAUAGGUUAAAUUAGAUAGGUUAAAUCAAUCAGUCAAUCUGUUGGGGCAACUUCCUUUACCAUUGUAUGUCAUUAACGGAGCGAGUGUCUUGAAACCAGUCUGAUGCAACAAAAUUCCCAUAACUCAAGGUUCUUCAUUUAAAAGGAUGAACAGAUGCACUUCACAGCCAUGAACUAGGUAAUACUGUUACCUACAUGAAUUAUGAAAUUAAAUAUCUCACAAUAAUAUUUGAGCAAACAAAUAAUAUUUAACCCAUACAGAUCCAAAGAACCACUGAUAACCUAAACCAUCAUGAAAUAUAAGAAAAUACCUGAUGUUCACUAAAAAAACACAAAAUACAGAGGAUAAUAAUGCAAUAAAUGGUAAUAAAUCUUUUAAGACCAGUUAAAUAUAGAGAUAAAACUAUUUUGGAAGUGCAACAAAAGUAGCACUAGGUCUUUAUGGGUUAAUCAAAACAAUACAUUUUUCAACAUGGUUCUUACAGGAUCAGUCAAUCAAUCAAUCAAUCAACUUAUUUGAAGUUUGAUUCUUGCAACAUAUUCCAAACAAAGUUGGAUCAAUAAGACAAAGUAAGACAGUAUUUCUACUUUGUAAUGUGUUCAUUUCUUUCACCAACUCUUGAAAGAUACGAGGGCUGUUCAAUAAGUUCAUGGCCUCACCCAGAAAUACUGGUUGUUAUAAUACAGGAUGUUACAUUCUUUCGUGAUGGGAUAGUGAUGCUUGAACAUCGAUGGACCAAGUGCAUUGCUGUAAAUGGAGAUUAUGUUGAAAAAUAAAAUAUAAAUUAUCAGUCUGUGUUGUUCUGUUCUGGGUGAGGCCAUGAACUUAUUGAACGGCCCUCGUAAACAGAGUCUAAAAAACUAAAUGUUUCAGGUGAAACUGUGUCUCAUUCUUCAAGUGAAAAGUUUUAAUGUCUGAGACAGUACAGGGUUUUGGUUGACACAUGAUGAGGUGGAGUGCAGACAGUCCGGUCCAUGUGGUUGUUAAAAUAUGCAUCAGCAUAAUGAGAAACGUUGUCGUCUUGAAGGCAGUAAGUGUUUCUGCUAAAUGUUCCGUUGUUUUACUGUACUGAUGAUGCAUUACAACUGUGUAAAUGAUGUUUGCCAACCCCAGACUGUGACAGAGCCUGACUGGUAGACCGGUCCAUCUGAGCUGGGUCUGAGCUCUGAGGAGCUGACUACACCUCCAGACGCAGAUGUUGACAAAGGUCUGCCUCAGUAAUCCUGAACCCACCUGAUUCUUUCAGCUUUAGAUGAAUGAUGGUCAGUGAUGCAUUUGAGGGGAUGAAGAUCAUUGUGUCCAUCUGUGUGUUUCACCCUUACUACUUUUUUUUUGUUUGUUUUUUUGAGUUAUAAUACCACAAUAAACUGAUGAACUGAACAUUUCAUUCACCACCUGCACAAUUUCUUUUUGAUCAUACUUGUGUGUUUCUUUAGGCUAUAAAUUGGUUGUCAAAAUGGUAAACUGGUGAAUGUGUUUCUUAUUUUUUUCUAUUUGUAUUAUUUGCAGCAGUUUAUUCUAAAUGUGACAUUAGGAUAUGUGUUGUCAAAAGUGAUGAAAAUGCAAUGUUGUUUCCUCUUUCUGCUUUGUUUUAGUGUUUUUUCCUUGGAUAAUACCAGUAAAUUCAAAGGGCUUCACUGAGGAAAUGGGAACUAUUAA
This is a messenger RNA of Sphaeramia orbicularis (orbiculate cardinalfish), 3237 nucleotides long. It is a transcript of the gene tekt4, whose product is annotated as tektin 4. The coding region runs from base 1 to 1335 and encodes 444 amino acids. The record is from RefSeq and is a predicted model, not a curated record. Gene Ontology annotation, biological process: cilium movement involved in cell motility; cilium assembly. The transcript has 7 exons. NCBI's taxonomy places the organism in Eukaryota, Metazoa, Chordata, Actinopteri, Kurtiformes, Apogonidae. Gene Ontology annotation, cellular component: sperm flagellum; microtubule cytoskeleton; nucleus.